AUGUUUAUCACAUGGUUGUGCUUCUUGGUAACCACGAUGGGUGCUGUUGUGCAGCUGUUUGUAUUUCGAUGGCAAUCGCUACUCAUGAAUGAUCAUCCACUACGACUCGACAAGAAGUGGAUUCAUGCAAUUUGUAUUACGGUGUUCAUCAUAUUCAACAGCGCGGUAGUAAUAGCUGGAUUCACAAUGCCGAAUCGCCGUGACGAACUCAGGCCUAUCUAUACACAGGAAUACUCCUGUAUUGCCGAAAUGGCCGAUCAACCUGGAAUACAAUACUUCUUGCUUAACGAUUAUCGACGACUCCUCCUGGUCGUCACUGUUGAGGGAACAUUUGUAGCUGUGACAUCGCUUGUUGUAGUGUAUCUUACUUUUCGAAACUUCCGCUUUACAAAUGUUACGCAGAAAACGAUCGAUCUGCAGAAGAAAUACCAAAAGUCUUUGAUGUUACAGGUUAUGGUUCCUAUCUUCAUUGUUAUCGUACCUGGAUGUAGUCUCAUGCUGGUUGGAGCAUGGUCGGAUAUCCUUUCCGUUUAUCCGUAUAUAGCAGAAAUUCAAGUAAUAUACAACAUUAUUUUGUGUUUUCUUUCGUGCCAUGGAUUUUUCGGUACUAUCAUUAUGGUGUACGUUAAUGCACCAUAUCGGAGUUUUACGAUCGAAUGCAUGCGGAGAUGUUUCGGCAUGUGUAUGUGUCGCUAUUCCUCAGCCUUUGAUUUACGCCGUCGAAUAUCUGAGAAUCAGGUUCAAGACGGUCAACUACCAAAGUCGCCUUCCAAGGCUUAA
Ostertagia ostertagi is the source of this 780-nucleotide messenger RNA. The record is from the annotation of a GenBank genome assembly. Lineage: Eukaryota; Metazoa; Nematoda; Chromadorea; Rhabditida; Trichostrongylidae.